Molecule: messenger RNA, 11184 nt
Organism: Phymastichus coffea
Lineage: Eukaryota; Metazoa; Arthropoda; Insecta; Hymenoptera; Eulophidae
Gene: Ih
Product: potassium/sodium hyperpolarization-activated cyclic nucleotide-gated channel 3-like
Exons: 18
Coding region: 1391-4066 (891 amino acids)
Biological process (GO): transmembrane transport; potassium ion transport
Cellular component (GO): membrane
Molecular function (GO): voltage-gated potassium channel activity
Source: RefSeq, a predicted model, not a curated record
UGCCUGCCGCCCAGCAGCUAAGCUAAACCGUGUUGAGGAGUGCGUCAAGACACCCGAAUCCAAGAGGCGAGAGCGAAUCGAGAACGCUCGCGGUAGCUCGUUUCACUUCGUCGCGAUUACUCUCGUCUGCUGCGUCGUCCCACGUCGUCGACGCUGUUGCUGUCGUUGUGCGCUGCCCGCGGAAUACAGAUAAAGGAAGAGAGAAAGAGAGAGAUAUGAGACGACGCCGCGACUGAUAAGAAGAAGGAGUCAGGGAAGAACACGCUCGCGAAUCUCUUAGCUGCUGACGAUGCUGAUCGAAGACACGGAGCACCCCUCCCCGAUCCUGGCCGUCCCGCGGCCCCGCAGCAGCGUCUGGAACAGCGGCGGCUUGGUGAAGCUAAUAGGCGAGCUGCCGCAGCGUCAAGAGUCUCCGCGUGCGACGAGCGUGAAGACCAGCAGCAACGUUAACCAGAGCAGCAGCGAGAAGCAGCAAGGACAAAUCGUGCGCGAUCGCGUCGGCUCGGUCAUCGCGCGUCGAUCGAGCUAGUGGUAGCGAGCCACUCUCGAGCGAGCAAGAAGGGAGCAAACCGCCGAACCUGGAUUUAGCAGGUGGACGUUGCUCUCAGUCGGAAGGGGGGGCAGGGGGGUCGAACGAGUUGGCGCGGUCGGCGGCUGAGUGCACCAGCCGCUGCGCUAACGGUGACGAUCGUGACGCGCAGUGCCCUCCGCGCCAGUAGGAGGGCAGUCGAGGAGGCGAAGCGGUCGGGCCCCCCGCGCCUGAGCCAGCCCCUUGGUCGCAUCGCAUUGCUGGUGUGCCAAAGGGGGCCGGUGAGGGGGGUCGUGCGAGGUGCUUGCAAGGACGAGUACAGUCGCGCCAUUGUCCACGAGUAGCAGCGGCCUCGGCGACGGCACCGCGAGCAGCAGCCCGAAGGCUUGGGGCGGCAAAUCAUCCUCGGGCAGCCUCGUAGUCCUGGCUACCAACGGCAGCAACGGCAACGGCGGCGCAGGCGUGGCGUCGGCGGCGUCGGCGCAGGCGGUGCUGCCUCCCGCUGCCCACACCCUUGCCGAUCAGCAGCAGCACCAGCAGCCGGCUGUCCUCGUCGUCGGCGGCAGCAGCGACAACGCCAGCACCCACGACAUCAGCACCACCACCAGCACCAACAAUGCCAACUUCGCCACCUCCACCACCAAUUCCAGCAGUGCCAGCAGCCACAGCGCCACCACGCCGCAGAGACCCCAGCUGCAGCUGCCGCUCCAGCACGUGCACUCGACCGGCCAGCCUGGCCCUCCGCCGAGUGCUGCUCACGCUGCCGCCCAGCGACAGCACAGUCCGCCGCCGCUGCGGGACGGCGACCUUGGCUGCGGCUGGGCCAGCCACGUUUACCGACACCGUGACCGGACCUUCUCCAUGAGGAGCUUCCACCGACGCGUCUCCCAUCCUUGUCACGGAACAGAGCACCGGCAUGCCGCCAAGCACGAGAAACGUCCGUCGCAGAAGCUCGAGUCCUCCUGGCCGUUCUUCCUACUUGGCAAUGAGAGGGAGGGCGAAGGAGGAGGAGGAGGUGGCGGGGGUGGCCGCACUGGCUCUGCGAUCGGCGGCGCCGUCGGUGGCGGUGGCGGACAAGUCGGCGGCGGCGGCGGCGGUAACGUCGGUGGCGCUGGCGGUGGUGGCGGCGGCGGCGGCGGAGGGAGGCGGGCGCCAAGCCUGCGUCUGGUGAACGGACGCGCGGCCACUGGCGUUGGCCUUCACACCAGCAGCACCGAGUCCAUAAGGUCGCCUCAUCAUCACCUUGGCGCCUCGCACAACGGUGUCCACUACAAUCCCUCCGCCAAUCACUACGGCAACAACAACCAUCCCAGGCUCAACAAGGAUGACAGCAUCAAGAUCAGCAUCGAAAACACCAACACCUGCACCGACAGCCUCGUCACCGCGCUAGACGACGAGACCCUCCUCAUUACCGAUUUCCUUGGAGACACAGGCAACGAGAUGAAUUACAAGGGAAGCGGCAAGGUCCAUUUCGGGGUGGACGAUGUCUCCCUGUACGGCACGCCCAAGGAGGAGCUGGGCCCCGGUCUGCCCGGCCAGGAGGUCAAGCAGAGCUUCAUCAAGAACCAACUGCAGGCCUUGUUCCAGCCGACCGACAACAAGCUCGCCAUGAAGCUGUUCGGCAGCAAGAAGGCCCUCAUGAAGGAGCGCAUCAGGCAAAAGGCUGCCGGCCACUGGGUCAUACAUCCGUGCUCCAGUUUUCGGUUUUACUGGGACCUGUGCAUGCUGCUUCUGCUGGUGGCCAACCUAAUCAUUCUGCCGGUGGCUAUUAGUUUUUUCAAUGACGACUUGAGCACACGGUGGAUAGCCUUCAACUGCCUUUCCGAUACGAUAUUCCUUAUAGACCUCGUUGUCAACUUUAGGACCGGUAUAAUGCAGCAGGACAACGCCGAGCAAGUGAUAUUGGACCCAAAGCUAAUCGCGAAACAUUACCUCAGGACAUGGUUCUUUCUCGACCUCAUCUCCUCCAUACCGCUAGACUACAUUUUCCUCAUAUUUAAUCAAUUUCAGGAUUUCAGCGAGUCCUUCCAGAUUCUGCAUGCUGGUCGUGCCCUCAGGAUUCUGAGGCUAGCGAAACUCCUGUCACUCGUUAGGUUACUUCGAUUGUCGAGACUGGUGCGAUACGUCUCACAAUGGGAAGAGGUCUAUAUCCCCCUUUACCAACAGCCGGAGAGGCACUACGAGCGCCGGGCUACACCGCCCCAGCCAGACCGAACCAGCAAGAUAUUGCAGAACCUACAAAAAAAACGCACUGAGCGGAGGGGGCGCCUAAGCUCUGACAAUAUGAAUAAAAAGAAGUCUGGUUUCAGCAAAAGCGACCUUAUUUUUAAGUUCCUGAAUAUGGCGUCGGUGUUUAUGCGGAUUUUUAACCUGAUCUGCAUGAUGCUCCUCAUCGGUCAUUGGAGCGGUUGCCUGCAAUUCCUCGUGCCGAUGCUCCAAGGCUUCCCGAGCAACUCUUGGGUGGCCAUCAACGAGCUGCAGGACUCCUUCUGGCUGGAGCAAUACUCGUGGGCACUUUUCAAGGCCAUGUCGCACAUGCUGUGCAUAGGUUACGGGCGAUUUCCGCCGCAAUCGCUGACUGACAUGUGGCUGACGAUGCUCAGUAUGAUCAGCGGGGCAACGUGUUACGCUCUGUUCCUCGGUCACGCGACCAAUCUCAUCCAGUCGCUCGACUCCUCCAGAAGACAAUAUCGCGAGAAGGUGAAACAAGUCGAGGAGUACAUGGCCUACCGUAAGCUACCGAGGGAGAUGCGCCAGAGGAUAACCGAGUACUUCGAACACCGCUACCAGGGAAAGUUCUUCGACGAGGAGCUCAUUCUUGGCGAGCUGUCCGAGAAAUUGCGAGAGGAUGUCAUCAAUUACAACUGCAGAUCACUGGUCGCGUCCGUGCCGUUCUUUGCCAACGCGGACUCGAACUUUGUCUCGGACGUCGUUACGAAGCUCAGAUACGAAGUCUUCCAGCCAGGUGACAUAAUCAUAAAGGAGGGCACGAUCGGCUCCAAGAUGUACUUCAUCCAGGAGGGCAUCGUCGACAUCGUGAUGGCGAACGGAGAGGUGGCGACCUCGCUGUCGGACGGCUCGUACUUUGGCGAGAUUUGCCUGCUGACGAACGCGAGGCGAGUCGCGUCGGUGCGCGCCGAAACCUACUGCAAUCUGUUCAGCCUGUCCGUGGACCACUUCAACGCUGUGCUCGAUCAGUACCCGCUGAUGCGCCGUACCAUGGAGAGCGUUGCCGCCGAGAGGUAUAAGCUUUGGCUGAACAAAAUCGGCAAGAAUCCGAAUCUGGUUGCCCAUCGCGAGGAGGACCUUGGCAGCGAGUCCAAGACCAUUAACGCAGUGGUGAACGCUUUAGCUGAGCAGGCGACCCAUGCGAGCGCCAGCGAGGAAUCGGUCCACAGCAUGGAAUUGAGGUCGCUGCCAGCGGGACUGCUGCCGCGGCCGAAGUCGGAAAGCAACUUCGCGAGCCAGGAGCUGAAAAGCGAAAACCGUAGGAUAUUCCACAAGAGCGACACCUUCCACAAGGACUCGUAUCAAUGACGACACUCCUGCUAGCCCGUGGAGCGGUACUAAAGUGCUUUCACGGGACUCGACCACGUGCGUUCAAAUCCCCCCUCCCCCUCCUCCUCCAAGCGGAAUCACAGAGAUGCUAGAUGGAAAUCUUUUGGUGCUGUGAACUAUAAAUACGCGCGUAUAUUUUUUUUCGUUCGUCAUGGCGCAAGAAAUUUAGCUCUCCCAGGACGUAUUACAAUUGACAGAAGCUGAAAAACACAUGAAUAACUUAACCGACGUGGGAGUUCCGUGCGAGCGUUCUUUCCUCUCCCGAAACGCGAACGGAAGAGGAACGAACACAUCUUUAGUACUGCUGAAGCCUAUCAAGCUCUUCGUUUGAUUGUUGAAACGAACAAACAAGCAAACAAACAAACCUUUGUAAAAAGUAAUAUCGCCAAAAGAGAGAUAGAGAGAGAGGGGCAGGGAGGGGAAGGAGGGGAGGGUGGGAGAGAGAAAACGUAAAAAGAAGUGCGUGAGAUUCGGUUGAAAGUGCACGAUGCGAAAAUAGAGACGAAAGACUCUUUGACUUUUUUUGUUGGAUUGCAGAGCAUUGUGAGAGAGAGCUUAUCGGAGCGUGUAUACCUGAUAAUGAAAAGUUCGAAAAGGUGGUGUUACGUUGUCUGUUAUUAGGAUAUAUAUAUAUAUAUAUAUAUAUAUAUAUAUAUAUAUAUAUAUAUACAGAUAAAUAUAAUGUAAAACUCUUAGCAGAUGAAAGGUUAACAAAAAGAUAAUUAAAAUAUAACUGACGCACGAUUUUCUAUUAAAAAAAAGAUAAAACAAAACAAGCGAUAUAAUAAUAAUAUAAAAGCAAGUUGACAAAGCUACGGAUAAGACAAGGCAGUUGUAGUUUUUAUUUCCAAGGAACAAAACUUUAUUCUUGAGUAGCAAAAAAGCGUAACGAUACAGACUUCUGUACAAUAAAAGGAAAGGGCGUUUCCAUAGGCUAACACAAAUAAAAACCUACCGUGUGGGGGAGGAAGUGACGUAUGCUUGCAAUUGAUAUUUGUAUACGUGGAUUUUUAACGUCUUCGAUUGGAAUUGUGCAUUUUUAUGCGGCAAGUUUGGCCCUUCUGCUUUUCUCCACUUUACAUUCCGUUGUUUAGGAAAUUUGUUUUGCGGUAACGUCGAAUACUUCAACGUACGAAUGUCAAUUGUAAACAUUAAAUUGUAGAACAAAAACUUGAAGUCUGAAAGACUGUUAAGAUUUGAGGAAAAAGCAGGUAUUAUACACGCGAUGUCAGAGAGAUGUCAAAUCUUGAAAGAAAGGAAAGAAAAAAGUGAGAGCCCAAAGUGAACUGUUGUUAUCUUGUUGAGUGCUCUUUGGGCUCGUGAGAAAGUCGCUGAGAGCACGGUGAGCGAAGUCUUUAUAUACCUACAUUACGAACGAAUGCGAUGUACUGUAAAAUACGAGGGAAAACAAAUUUAAACAGAACAAAAAAACUAUUAGACGAUGCGAUUACUACUAUAAAUACUAUAAAUAUGAUGAAUUUAUUGUUACUAUUAUAAUUGCAAUGAUUAAUAGAACAUUAACUGCAUUAUUAGACGAAUUAUAAAUAUAUUCAUACAAUAUUAUAUUCUCAGCAAAAAUAAUAUUUAUAGUCGGUGAAGACUAAGUUAUUCCUGGUUGAAAGUUUGCGUCAAAUUUAUCGAACGAGCCGUUGACAAAAACAUAAUUGUUUAUUUUUGACGAGAGAUACACGUGUAAAACAAAGUGAUUGACAUUGACGUAGCAAUAAUAUCAAAAAGGAGAAACCGAAGUGACGGUUUUCGUUCAACUUUUCUUUCGCUGACGUGUUCUAAUAGGUAGAUAAAUUAGACAAAGUAUUAUUUCUGUGAACGAAUACUUUUCACGUACUGUUUUUUUUCACGGCUAGAAGUUUUUGUAACAUUAGUUCGCGUAUUGAGUUUCUUAUGCAAGACAUUUUAUUUUAGGAUAACAAAGGAAAGGGGGAAAGAGCGUAAGAGUGCUUUCUUCAUUUCUGGCAUGCAGUGCAUUCAUACCUAAUAAGAAUACAAUAUAACUUGCAUAUAAUGUAAAUACGUCUUAUACGAGAUAAAAAAAAGAAACACUUAAGAAUUCGCACGCGUAAUGAGAAGAAAAAUGAACACUUAUACAUAUGUAAACAUACUUACGAGUAUCAGAGUAAGCAAAUUAACAAUGUCUAUUUUUUUGUUCGUCUUCGUAGAGCAAAAAUGAUAGGUCUUAUUGCCUUUAUUUAUCGUAUCCCUGAAUUUGCCUUAAAACAUUUGAAAACACUUCGAGAAAAAGAAAAUAAACGUACGUUACGUAUUGCAUAAAACAAUUAAAUGAGUAAUAAAAACAAUCUACUAUUCUACUAAUAUUUUAACUGAAAUCAUUUCGAAAACGGAUAUAUCGAUCGCGCAAUAAAAAUGAACUCUAUAGUUUCUAAAAAAACUUGUACGAUGAAAAUAGGAGAUUACUGCUACAGUAUAUAGUCAACAAUUACUAAUUUUAAGAAAUAUUCUGCAGUCUUAUUUAUCGAAAGCGACGAUUUUGCGCAAUUUUAAAUGCUACAAUUAACAAAAAAAAGGAGGAUGGAAUAACUUUGUAGGCCAAGUAUCAUCUAUAGUGAUUUAGACAUAAAUGAAACAAACAAAACUCCCAAGUAUUAACUGAGUGCAAAUGCCGAGCGUGUAAAUUUUGGCUGCGAGGGAUUGGUGAAAGAGACAAAAAUAUCUUUUUCUAUAAUGCAAGCGCGAACGUGAUACAUAACAAGCUCGAAAACUGGAAAUGUCUAAAAUAAAUAAAUAAAUAAAUAAAUAAAUAAAUAAACCUUGCAUAUCAGAAAAUUAUUCGAAAAUUAUUAUCAAGCAUGAUUAGCGUUCGUUCGCUAUUUAGAAUCGAAAAUAAAUGCACUUUUCUGUAACUAUCACCGUAUAAAUUCAAACUGAAUUUUAUCUUCACUCCCGAUGAUAAUUCCAUUUCCAGUUUUCUAAACUUAUUGCAAAGUAUAAAAACUUCAUGCAUGGCUGAUUAUCCUGCUGUACGGCUGCGUUUCAAACAGUAAAACCAUGUUUAUGAUUAUAUUCGUGCAAUUGCUGAACGGAGCUUUUCUCAUAGUGAAAUUUUCACACUUCAGUUUUCAGUCGGCAGCAGCAUCUUAACAGCAAAAUAAAAAGAAAUCAAUUAUAAAUCCAAAAUACUUCCGCAUCAGUGAAAACGUCAUCUGAAAUAGUAAUACAAAACUAAUAAAACGAGACUAAUCGAUUGCAAUAACCUCAUCACUGCGACUUGAAAAUUGAAGUCUGAAAAAGCAAGUACAAUACGACAUACGUACUAUUCCGUUUCUCGCGUUCAUAUAUAGUGAGAGCGAAUGAGAAAGAGUGUGAGUCCAGUUGUAGUACGCCUUAAAAGAGAAAAAGGAUAAAAAAGUGAACAAAUAAAACGAUCACCCUAGUGUCAAUUUUCUACGAGACGAUUGUAGUAUAUUGUACGUGUGAUGCCGGGAUUUUGCAGCAAAAUACAAAACAAAAAACUAAAGAAAAACAAAAGCGCACACGUAUGAUGAAUCCCACAUAUGGCUUUUAUAGCAACGACGGUGUAAGCGCGUGAAUAUGCAUUUAAAUAGGCACUGUGGGGCUAUAGAACAAUUUAGAUAGAUCGUUUUAUCAUUCGUAGUUGGUAUAUCCUCGCCAUCGUUCUCUUCGUUGAUUUCGUCGUAGCGGAAAAUCUAAAAAAAGCAGAAAAAAAAGAAAAAAAAAAAGAAAAAAAAAGAAAAUGAAAGUCAUUUAAAAAACAAGCGAGGUGCGAGUUUUAGAUUAUAUGUAAAUAACGACCAUUUGUAAAAUUAUCUCGCUGAUACUGUUUGCUUCGUCGGUAAUCCUAUGGGAAGAAAUUGAAUGUUGAAUCAAGUUCCUAGAUUGAUUGAAUUUAGACGAUUUAUUUUUAUGCGACAAUUAUAUUCUAUCGAUCGAAUCUACUAUCUGUUACUGCGAAUUUACGCAAAUUGAAUUUAGCCUUCCACUGAUCCUGAAUUAGCAUAACUAUUGCGAAUCGCGCUCCCCGAAAUACAAUUCCGUUGCAUUUCUCAUUACCGGACAUGUCGCGCGUCGAAAAAAAAAAUAAUUGCACGUUUAUUUGUAGUCUCUCCAAUACUCACUCCAUUCUCAAUAAGAAAUUAACAAUAGAAUUCAUAAUCACGCGCCUACACUGCGAAAGUGUUCGGCAAGCGGCUGUUGAUACAAUUAACGACAAAGAGAUGGAUAUAUAAAUAUCAAUUAUUCGCUAUAUAUUUAAUACUUUGUUAAUCGAGCUGGCGUAAGUUCACUUGUUCUAUGGAAUUUAUUUUUCUAGCGAGCGAGAGAAAGUUUGCGUGAGAUGUGCGAGAAUGCCUAUAUUCUGUGUAUAAAUCUAUUGACAUCGAAGUGCGGCGCGAGCGUCUUCGUUUGUAUAGUGCGACGAGAGAGAAAAAGCAGCCUAUGUAAAAAAACGCGUAACGAAGAGACGACGAUAAUAAGAUUAUUCGUAUAAAUUGACUUCUCAGUUUUCUUGAUACUCGCUGUUCGGCGUAACACUUCGCUGUCGUUGUUUUCAUUCAAUGAAAAUGUGUAUUUUUCAUUUAUGUUGGAAGGACAAAUAUAUAAACGAGUUGAUAUUUUUAUAAAAGUAUUGCGUAACGUAGGAUGAUGAUUAUUUUACUGCAACCGUUAAAAAUCCAUGUUUUGAAUAUUAUGUAGAAAUCAAGAAAAGUGGGAUGUCAUUUUUCACGGGCAGGUGUAAGGCAAAAACUACUAUGAUAAUGUAUUUUCUGUCUUUACUAUCACAAAAAACUAUAUGAAAGAGAAUUUAGUUUAUAUAUAUUCAAAGCGUUACAUUUUCUUUAUUCGGAAGAAAAAAAACACAGAUAUGUUGAUGAAAAAAGGGAAUAAGAAGAUAAACAAGUUUCAAGCAUAUGUCCUGAAACCAGCAAUUUUAAAUAUACUUGCCAUAAUGAAUGCCUUAGCGAACAUAAUGUAUUGUACACAUAAAGUAUGAAAAAAAAAUUGAAAAGUAUAUAUAGGGUUACGUAUUAAAAAAAAAACUUUCAUGAAACCGCAGAAGCAAACGUUGACAUGAAUGAGCGGUGAAAAAAAACGAACGUAUGUCUGUACGUUUUCUUGUAAAUAUUAGACAACAAAUAAAAAAAGAAAUCUGAGUCAAGAAUACACUAGUGAACUACAUAUUGAAUAUACCAGUUUUCAGUUACGUAUAUUUGAUAUGUAAACACGUAGACAACAUGAGACGCAAAAAUAAAACAAGAAUUAUAACAAAAUAAUAAAAAAAUAAAUAAUAAGCACACUAUACAGAUGAGUUGAACUUUUUAGAGUGAGUCAUGUGAGAGAAGUUUCUCAGUGAGAAUUCACCUCUGUUCUUUUUCUAAGCAAAUGGAUAUAUAAUGUAAUUAAAUAGUAAAAAAAGUAUAAAUCCGAGUUCUUUUCACCGAAAAAAAAUCGACGCUGCCGACAGUGUAAAACCACUCGCUUUAUCGACUUUUUCGUAGUCGGCUUUUCUCUUUUUCUAUAUAAAUAAAAAAGUGGGCAAAAUAAGUGACAAAAAAAGAUGACGUAAAUAAUACCAAGAGGAAAUAAAAACUUCGUUAAACUCGUUCGAAUGCGUUAGUUAGACAAAAAAAAAAGAAAAUGAAAAAUGAUGAAAAGUAUAUAUAUUACGAGAGAGCGCGAACAAGCGUAGAAGUAUACAAAAAAAUCACAGAAACACUUACGAUUUAUCAAGUAGCGUGCGAUUUCGCUCGAUCACGCGUAUUAUAUAAAUAAUUAUACAUAAAGGAAAAACAGAACGAGACACAAGGGCAAAGAGCGCGUUGGAAAAACGGUCGAGAUGUCACGAAGCGAUGUUUUCGAAUUAACCCUAAAUAAGAACUUCGAGCAAAGGCGUCGUUUUGUAAUCUUCUAAAUUUUAAAACAAACCUAAGUCAACAAAAGGCAGAACGAACGAACAUUUGCAGAAAAGUGAACGUUCUCCAAAGUUUGCGAGCAAAUAAUGACAAACAGACCGAUGAUGAGGAAGCGAGCGAGUACUGUAUCCAUUUACCGCGUUCCGCUGUUCUUAUAGAAAGCUUUCGGUUUUAUCAGUGAGACCAGAGAAAAAAAAGAAUAAGCUUUGGUCGUUUGUGGUGCUGAAUUGUUUUUGCCGCGGCCGCGCGUUCACGGUGUAAUCCAAGCUUAGCCGAUAAAGCUUCGUUAUCCGCGACGUCAGAAUUCAUCGCGGGAUUACUCGUUUGAAAUACCGAAGCUCGUUGGAAAAAUUAAAGAAACGAAGAGAAGGGUCGUUGGCCGCGCAUUAGAUUGAAGUAGCCUUAGAGCUGAAAUGAGAUCGAUCUUUUGUCUCUGCUCUUUUUAAGCUGCGAGUCCGAGGCUUUUACGCGUCCGGGAUUAAUUAAAAAGAAUGGUUUUCGACAACGAGGGAAUUCUCUCUCUCUCUCUCUCUCUCUCUCUCUCUUACUUUCUACCUCUCUCUUUCUCUCUCCUCGCUCUUUUCCAACCCCAUACGACGACAAGAGUGGACUUUUUAAUUAAAAAAUUUUUCCAAGCGCAGCGCAUGUGUCUCUGAUUUUUCCACGUAGAACUUGAUUUCUCAUCGUUAUUAAAACUUGCGCGAAAACAACAAGCGACAGCUUUCAAAAUUGGCUUAAAUCCUGAAAUUCACCCAUCCAGUAAAACGCUUCUUUUAUUUCUUCCAUUCCUUGUAUUGUUUUUUUUAUAAUAAAAGCGUAUUCACGAAUAAUUUGAAAUGAAAAUUUUUCAAAAUUUAUCUUUGGUAGACGACGAUAUUCUGCGCACAAACAUUAUUCAGCUUACCAGUGUCAACGAAAUUUAAUAUGAAGCUUUUGAGCUUUUUAAUGAAAGCUUGCAUUAUUUGAUGAUAAUAGUAUGGCAAAAAAAUAACAUAAAAUAAAAAAAAUUGUUACGUAUGGUUGGACUUAUCUGUACAGACAGCGGAGUGCAGUAAAUUGCAGAUAAUGAUAUUUUUUAUCAAAAGUGCUCAGCGAGGUCCAUACUGACUCAGUCACUUACUCAUCAUUCACUCACUCAGAACAUCUACUAUGAAUAUGUGCUUUAUAUAGUUUAACAAAAUAAAAAAUUGA